Messenger RNA from Cydia fagiglandana, 3305 nucleotides. Its product is annotated as serine-aspartate repeat-containing protein I-like. Lineage: Eukaryota; Metazoa; Arthropoda; Insecta; Lepidoptera; Tortricidae. Bases 135 to 2504 code for a protein of 789 amino acids. The record is from RefSeq and is a predicted model, not a curated record. The transcript is spliced from 8 exons.
CCGACGCAAGCAGCGAAAGCGGCGAAUCGUGUCGAGUUUUAAUUUCUACAAAUUUCAACUGAAUAUCGCCCAUAAAUACUAACUGCACUAAACAAGAGUGAACUUAAGCCCUGAAAAUCAGUUAUUCUAGAAACAUGCGUCGCAACAUGAACCAAAUGCCAGGGCGAGGUGGCCCGUUGAUGACGGAUCAUUUACAAGAUUUAGAGCUGGAGCUUGAGCUACUAAAGCGUAAGAGGCAGCUGAUCCAGCGUCAGCAAAGCAGUAUGCUCUAUGACCGUCCCAGUGCGCCCCUUCUUGAUAAUAUGAGAUACAACCAGCCGUCUCAGUCGUUUAACGAUCGGUUCAAUGAACCUCAGCAUUUGAACUUUUCUCAUUUGUACAAUGACACCCCUCGGAACAACCAGGGCUUUGGCUUGAAACGCCAAGCGCAGCCCGACUGGCCUGGCGCACCCAGCAACAACAUGGGUGGUCAAAAGCGGCCUAGGCCGAACCCCUUCAUACAACCAUUCCAAAAUAAUACACAACAACCUUUCCAACGGCCCGGGUUUAUGCCCCAGCCUCUUCUGAACACUCCCAAACCUAAACCGCUCAUGAACCUGAACUUCCCGGUUCAAAGAAACCGCCCGGGCAACCGACCAAACAUGAAGCAAAAUCAAGGCCCUAAGCCUCUCACUCAUCAUCCGAAUUUCAGGCAAAAUAAGCCCGCCAACGCCAACCGACCUGGCAACGCAAACCGGCCUGACAACGCAAGUCGACCAGCCGGUUUCGUAGCUAAAAAGAACGCAUCCCCUAAAAAGCCCAUUCAAAACAAUUCUUCCAAUACACCAUCUAAAAAGGCGCAGGACCGCGUUUUCACGGCUAAUAAGAAGCCGAAUAAUAAAAUGAACGGCCGGCUAGAGUUAGCUCUAGGGAUGAUCGUUAAAGAGAUCAGGGUAACAUACGAGAACAAGCCUGAAUACAAGGGUCUGUUUUCCUAUCUCCCGCUCACUCGCCUGAUGAAGCAAGGCGUCCGGGAGCGCUUGCACUCCGCAAUGGACGGGAAAAAGGUUGACAAGACCCCGGACAUAUUGGCGGAGUACCGCCAGAAAUUCCCUCUGGAAACCGACAAGGAAAUCGUGGAACUAGCUGUACUUGAGCAGAAGAAGAGCGACCAAAAGAUCGAACUAGCGAUCACAUUGCUCGAAGAAGGGGACCCAGAACAGUUUUUCAAGAAAAACAUGAACAAAUUACUGCAAGCCAGAUUUGAUGAGAUGAUGGGAAAGCUUGAGAAAAUUAUAACUGAAGAAAACAAGCUCACAACAGCUGAAAUCCUGGAGAAUUUGCCGGCAAUUACGAAAGAACCGGGAAAUGCCAAUACUAAACACACUCCAAAGGCCAAUGAAAAUGAAUCAGAAAAAGCUGAAGAGACACCUGCUGACGCUGAAACAGCUGAAAAGGCUGCCGAAGCACCAGCUAGUGCUGAAACCGCUGAAAAGGCUCCCGAAGCACCAGCUAGUGCUGAAACAGCUGAAAAGCCUGCUGAAACAGCACCCGAGGCCGAUGAAACGCCAAAGCCUGAUGAACCAGUAAAGGAGAAUGGAUCUGAUUUGCACCAAAAGGAGGAUAUGUAUCAGAAAUGGCUGUCAUUUUACAUUCAACGCAGGCUGCCUGCGUUAGUACAUAGACAUAGAUCCAACAUCCUAAAGGUGUUCGACCUGGACCACAUGUACUCUAACACGAAGGCAGCCAUCAUCAUCAACGCGAACAACAAGGCGCAGGCUAUGAAGGCUGGUCAGAAGAACGACAGCGAACAGGGCAAGGAUGACCCUGAACUGCCGCGCAAUUUGCCGUAUUUUGCUAAGGUACUAGCAAUCCCAGCGAUGCCCAAGCGUAAGAUCAUGCAAGAGUUUCUGAAUAAGUUCCAACCGAAGACUAUCAAGCGGCACAAGAAGAACUACAACCUGCUGUUCGUCGGGUUCGACUCUAAGGAUAACUAUGACAAGAUCCUGGCUGCCAACCAGACUACAGUCGGUAACGCAACCCUCAGCAUCCUUGGAAACGUCACCAAGGCGUCAAAUGAGUCCGACGAUCUCGACCAAGUCCUGACCCCACAGCUCGAUGAUCAGAUCAACGAUCUCCUCAGCUCCAUCCGUAAGGCUGAUGAGGAAUCUAACGCUAAUGGCGACAACAGUGUCGCUGAUGUUGAUCUAACUCAAGAUGAAACUCACGAAGUGCAAGAUACUUCAAAUGAGACGCCAAAAGUUGAAGAAGCAGUCAUAAGUGAAACUGACAAAGGAAAUGAAAAUGUCGCUGCUAAUGAAACUGAUAAUAAGAGUGAUGAUUGUGAAGUUGUCGAGACGAAUGGGAGUGUAGUUACUAUCGAAGAUGAUGAAGUGGCUCCGCUGAAGACUGAUGAAGCGAAGAAGCCAGCUGCACCGAGUGCACCGGCCACUCCGGCUAAAGGUAAAGCCCCGGCUACACCGAGGUCUGUUAACACACGGCGUUCCAGCCGUCUCCAGAAUUGAGAUCACUGCCCUUUUAAACUCUAUUCCAUUAGGACUGCAGUACUUAACCUGCGGCCCGCCGUGUUUUUAGGUUAGAUCCAUCCGAAUGUUACCAUAAACAAAUUCAUCUUGCGGCCCGGGCAAGGCAAAACCAUCUUUGUGGCCCUCAUAAAAUGGUACUCACCGCUGCAUUAGGGCCUUAAAAUAAUGUAAACAAACAAUACCAUAUUGUAGUAUGGUAGCUCAGCCAAUGAUAUAAUUCCACAGAACCUCCUAAGACCCAGAGUCAUUUAUGCAGUUUUGAAUUUGGAACCUUAUUUUAUUCCAUUAUAGUUCAAAAAUCGAUUUUAAUUUGUUCUUUUUAAAGGAACUCAGGACUUGGAGAAGUUGUAUCUUGUCGGCAGAUUGACUGCAGGCAAGUGGUUUGGUGUUUACAUUAUUUUAAUGUGCUUAUACUAUAGUUCUAAAUUAAAUAGAUCGUUAACAAUAAUUACAUGUUGGGUAGGAUAUUCUGUACAUUUGAUUUUCAUUAAUGCACUUUUUUAUUCUCAUUGUACCCAACUCGAUUGGACAUCAGAUUAUUCAAAAAGCUAGAACCUUGAAAGUGCAAAGGCGGACAUAACUAAGUAUUUAAUUUUGCAAUAAGCAAAUCGAUAAUUGAUUUAAGUUUUGAUUAAGAUUUUUAGUUUAAGAUAUUCGGAUAGUGGUAUCAUUGAUAUCUUAUGAAUUAAUUAUGUUUUAGCCUAUAAGUAGGCGAUACUUUAUUUGACUAUAAAAUGUAUGACUCUUUAAGUUUGAUUAGAAAUAAAUUAUGAACUGAUA